Camelina sativa (false flax) is the source of this 694-nucleotide messenger RNA. RefSeq lists its product as uncharacterized. Lineage: Eukaryota; Viridiplantae; Streptophyta; Magnoliopsida; Brassicales; Brassicaceae. Gene Ontology annotation, cellular component: mitochondrial inner membrane. Gene Ontology annotation, biological process: mitochondrial respiratory chain complex I assembly. The record is from RefSeq and is a predicted model, not a curated record.
UUUACAAGACGACGGAGAUGGCGGGUGAGACAGAAAGCUAUGGCGACGUUGCCGACAUUGAUUCGAAGCCUGAGGAAGGAGCAAAAUAUUAUUUUGCCAUCUCUCAGACGAGCUUUCUCUCUAUGCGAUCAGAUCAAUCUCAUCGAUAACGUUCCUGAGGAUCAGCUCCGAUUUCAGGAGUUUGAUGAGACGAGUUUCACGGUGAAUGGGGUUAGAUACGAAGGUAGCUUGCUCUGUGUUGGGAAUUUGCUUAUGUCAUGGAGCCCUCGUAACUUCUCCGAGAUCACAACCGAUAGCUUGUCAAUCUUUCAGACAGUUCGACCAAUUCCAGAGCUCUUGAUUGUUGGGUGUGGAAGAUACAACCACCCGCUGAAACCGCAAGUCCGUCAGUUUGUAAAGUCAAUUGGCAUGAAGCUAGAAACAGUUGAUUGUAGAAAUGCUGGAUCAACUUACAACGUUCUGAAUGAGGAAGGCAGGAUUGUGGCUGCUGCUUUGCUUCCUUAUGGAGUUACAUCGUAAGAAACUCAACAACUCUUAUUGUAGAACAAUCUUCGAACCACUCGAGUCGAUCUUCAUAGUUGAAACACCAAUACGGUCUUGUUUACUGUAAAUAAAUAUGUUUCACUCGAAACUUUUGUAAAGAGAAUCAAAAUUUCCAUCCUUAUAUGCUCAAGAGAACCACAUUAUUGCAAUA